AUGUUGAUGCACUUUGAUUCAACGAAAACAUGGUUUACCGAUGGACAUGAAGCACUAAAUGGAAAUGAAAGAUGGGGAUGGCAGGAAGGCUACGAUUAUAUGACGAUCGAUGGCUCCGUUCAAGCAGGGAAGCGUGACUCGGUACAAACGGCUUUCAACAAUCCCAGAAACCUGCGAGCAAGGUUGAUGCUCAUCUCAACAAAGGCGGGUUCACUUGGGACAAACAUGGUCGCUGCAAAUCGAGUUGUGAUCUUUGACGCUUGUUGGAAUCCGUCGCAUGACACGCAAUCUCUCUUCCGUGUUUAUCGUUUCGGACAAACAAAGCCUGUCUACCUUUAUCGAUUUAUUGCGCAGGGAACGAUGGAGGAGCGGAUCUACAAACGCCAGGUUAUCAAAGAGUCGACGUCAAUGCGGGUCGUUGACGAGGCACAAAUUGAGCGGCACUAUGAAGGACACGAUCUUGCUGAGCUCUACAAUUUCGAUCCAAAAUCCUUGACGGAGAAUGGAAACCAACGUCCAGCCUAUGCUCCUCCGAAAGAUCUUCUAUUGGCUGAUGUCCUCCACAAUCAACCGGAUACGAUCACGGACUUUUUCCAACACGACUCAUUGUUUGCCAAUGUCGACGAUGAGAAAUUAACAGAUGAAGAAUGUCGCGAAGCUUGGAAGGAUUACGAAAGAGAAAAGAAGGGUAAACGAGCCAGCACUCCUGCUAGAAUAAAACAAUGGGAUGUUGUCGACACCGAUGUUCUUCGAUCUUUUUCGCGGCUAUCCUUG
Molecule: messenger RNA, 774 nt
Organism: Mesorhabditis belari
Lineage: Eukaryota; Metazoa; Nematoda; Chromadorea; Rhabditida; Rhabditidae
Source: the annotation of a GenBank genome assembly